Molecule: messenger RNA, 3574 nt
Organism: Paramisgurnus dabryanus
Lineage: Eukaryota; Metazoa; Chordata; Actinopteri; Cypriniformes; Cobitidae
Gene: pof1b
Product: POF1B actin binding protein
Biological process (GO): epithelial cell morphogenesis; bicellular tight junction assembly; actin filament organization
Cellular component (GO): bicellular tight junction; actin filament; adherens junction
Molecular function (GO): actin filament binding
Source: RefSeq, a predicted model, not a curated record
CCUCUGUGAGAGACUUCAGGAGUUUGGUUUCGGUGCGCACGUUGAAAUAACACCUCUGCUAACUUCACAUCUAUUUCUAUACCCAUGUUAGUAACUUUUUAGUUGUCUACCGCAAAAAUGACUCUUCCUUACAGCCAAACCGUAACUACUCUCAAAAGGGUCACCGUCGCGGAACCGACGUCACCAACUUUUAUCCCGACUUCUCCGGUCGGGAUAAACGACGGCACUACGACUUACCGAACGGUAAAUAUUAGCGGAGCUCAGCUGCAGCCGGUCGGGAUAAACGAUGGAGCGACCACUUACCGAACGGUAAACAUUGCCGGAGGUCAACUGCAGCCGGUCCAGUACAUAAACAGCUCGAUGGACGGGGCCAUGAUGUACGGGGGCACGCGUUACCUGGUGCCCGUGCAGCAGCGCCAGGAGUCUGUCAUGCUCGUGAGUCAGGCGCCGCGCAUCGCGUACGUACAGAACGUGCAGCCGAUGACCAUCGAGACGGACGUCUACAGACAAGAAUCAAUAAAUGGACAAUCCUCAUCUAUCUCCAGCCCGGUCAAGAGCCCUGAACCCUUAGAGUCAGAGACAACGGAGACCUCCAGCAUCCAUGAGGAGUACGUGGAUAGAAAUGUGAAGAACAUUCAUAUAAACACUGAGGUCGUCGAGGUGGACCAGGUGGAAAAGAUGGACAACCGCUUCUUUGGCGAGCUUCUUGCUGAGGUCUAUCGCAAGAACAUUGACAUUCACACCUGCAUCUCCGAUCAUGUGUCCAAGAUCCGUGGAAGGAAACACCUUUUGGACACCACCAUUGACUACAAGGUGGAGAAAGAAGAAAUCGAGGCUCUUAUACCUAAAGGAGCGUCUGAACUGACUAAGCAACAGAUCCGCUACCUGCUGCAGACCCGCCUGACGGCUGAUAAGGCCAUGCGGCUGUUGUUGACCACAUUCAGUAGCCUGAGAGAGGAGCUGGUGCACCUGCAGGACGAUCUGAGGCGGUUGGAGAGUGAAAAAGAGGAGUUGGAAAGAGAUCUGAGCUUUAAAGCAGAUCAGGCUGCCCAGUACGACAGACUACUGGAGACCGUCCGUGAACACAACAGACAACUGCAGAUGGCUGUAAAAGAGAGCAACAUUGCUCAACGUGCUCUUGAGAGUCAGGUAAUGGACUUCCAAACCAAAGAUCCCAGCAAAGACUUCCAGAUCAGAGAGCUUGAGAGCAACAGGAGAGCUCUUGAACAGGAGAAUGAAAUUCUGAGGAAGAAGUUGGCAGGACAGGGCAGCAGUGCCAGUCUUGAGGUCAAAACACAGGAGCUGUCCAGACAUUAUGAACAGAUGCUGAAGGAUCUACGAGAGGAGAAGGAAAGAGAACUCAAGAACAUGCGGUCUCAGAUGGUAAAGAUCCAGACAGAGCGGACCAUAACACAAACCACUGACACCAGCGGCUUGGAAAUGCGCAUCAAAGAGCUUAUUUCUAAACUGGAAUUGCGUGAAAGUACCAUCAAACAGCAGGAGGAGGAGAUCAGACGACUCAAAAUGCAGAAGAGUGACAGUAGUAGUCACUCUAGUAACAGCACGAGCCAAACCAUUGUUACCAAGAGAUACCAAACCCAGUAUCCUAUUCUGGGUCUGCUGAAUGAUGAUUAUAAGUACACAGCGCCUAUUAAAGAGGACAGAACCAUUGUCUUUCAGACGACGGGGGAGUCGAUCAAGCGGUACUGAAGAGGAAGAUGUCCAAGAUCCCCCCAAAACCCCAUUCUUUACCUGUCUGCCUGCACACAGCCCAUUCCCUUUUCCCAAUGGCUCUUAAUGAUGCUGAUUGAAUUUGGUAAUGUUUUAACAGCACACUUGGACAAAAAAGGACCAAAACAACAUCUGACAGUCUGACUGGGCUUGAAUUAAAGGCUGUCCUUAAACCGCUGGUUACUUUAAUCCUACUGUAGCUUAUUUGUUGUUGACUGAGGGUUGUAUUAACGCUCAUUUUGCAGACGAUUUGCAUCCUCACCAUCAGAACCUUUAGGAGCCUUUGGUUAACACUACUGAAAUCGUAUAUAUAUUAGGAGAAAUGGUUUGCAUGUAUUAUAUAACUUCAUUGGAAAAAGUAUUGUCAGCUAUGUAAAUGGUGGUUGAAGGUCAUGUUAGGUUUCUUUUAAUUCAUUUAGUUUUACUAAUUUUAAGCAAUGUUGGAGAGAGGAUGCUUUAUCUGGGAUGCUAUCUAAAGGGAUGCGGUAUGUAUAAGUGGUCAACGGAUAUCGAUUUUUUUUUUUUAUUAUUGCCCAUGUCGAUAUCUCUAUAGCACUUUACCAAAAGAAUACAAGCAAAAAUAUUUUGUACACUCAGCAUUUUGUCAAAAUCUGAUUCUUUGACAAAGCUGUUGAUUGGUACCGACACAAGGGGGCGCUAACACUACUGUUAAUUGGCCAAAAUGGUAUCGUUGUAGAGUGCCACAGGGAUGACAUAUUUUUGUAGUCAAAAGCGAGUUAGCAUUUUAGCACUUCAAUGGGUUUUAAAGGUCUUGGGUUGACAAAAGGUCUUUAAACAACAUCACGCAUGAAGAUGUCAAAAACAACGCAACAUGGGCAUACAUCCACGGAGUAAAAGUUUUUAAAUGUGUUUAAUAAAGUUUCAAAGAGCUAUCGGUUAGCUUUUCAUUUCUAGUAAACACAUUUAAACUUCAAAAUUCAUAAAAGUUGUGUUCAUCUGUAAAGAUAAACUUGUUGGACAAAAUCUGUAAGUGUCAUAAAAGUUUGAGCUUCGUAUUUGCAUAAUCCAAAAGUUUAGGGGAGAAUUUAAUGGGAUUAUUGGGGAGGGAACCAGUGUCCCGAUAAAUUCGUGUUGGCCUACAAAAAUAGAUCAACCCUGUUGCACUCUAUGUGGGGAUAAAGUUAUCUAAGUGAUACUUCUGUAGACCACUAAUAUGCAGUGUAAGCUGGUGAGGGGUUUUACUAGUUUUAAAUGGUUUAUACUGCAUGGGGUUUGGUGUAAUAUAUCCAGUCUCAAAUUGGAUAGAAGAGGUCACUGCUGUAGUUCUGUUUUGAUCUGCCCAUCUUCAGUGUUUUUCUACUGUUUUAUUUUACAUAAUGUGCCUAUGGGAAAUCUUGAUGGGACAUUCUGUAAUUUACGAGUGUUGAGUUUUCCUUCAUUUACAAGUGGAUGUCAAAAUUUCAUUUUGCUCUAGGUAGUGGUGUGUAACCUAUGAGAAAUCGCAAAGAGAGAGAGAGAGCUAUUAUCUUAAUUGCUAUACAGUUUGUAGCAUUAAUGUUAGCUUUAAAUCAUACAAAAUUUAAUGGACAUUUUGUAGCAUUUCGCCAGAGACUUUUAAAAAUACCUCAGGAGACUUAAGAAUCCAUACAUUUAUUCUCAGUUCUUCUCUUUUACUCUUUGAACAACACUGUUUUUAAAGAAAAUUAGAUGUCUGAUGUGUGAUUUCCUGACCAAAUAGAACUUUAUUAAAAUAUGUUGGAGUGGCCCUUUAAAUUCAGAAACUUUAUAAAAACACUGUUGCAUCUGCAGCAUCAGCUGUUUUAUAGAUUGAAUGUAUCAUUUUAUAAUGUGCUUGAAAUAAAGAAUAUUUUCUUUCUCUUGA